Pseudonaja textilis is the source of this 1863-nucleotide messenger RNA. It is a transcript of the gene FANCE, whose product is annotated as FA complementation group E. Gene Ontology annotation, cellular component: Fanconi anaemia nuclear complex. NCBI's taxonomy places the organism in Eukaryota, Metazoa, Chordata, Lepidosauria, Squamata, Elapidae. The record is from RefSeq and is a predicted model, not a curated record. Gene Ontology annotation, biological process: interstrand cross-link repair.
AUCAACAUGGCUAGCCCUAUGGCUUCUUUGCUUCAGAGAUUUGAUAAUUCUUCUCGACUUCUUAUCUGCACACUGAUGUCUGGACAACGGGGGGCCAUGGCCGCCUUUCGAACUCUUCAACGGUCACUCUCUGUGGAAAAAGGAAGACAACAUUUCAAUUGGCAGAUCUUCACUGAGAAACUGUGCUCUCAAGAACCAGUGCUUGAAGAGCCGAACAAGACUCUUACCAUGAAACCAAUAUUGAUGCUGCUUCCAGUGUUGUGCCAAAGAAAUCUCUUUUCCUUGUUGCUUAUCGUACAAUCUACAGUGCCAAAGGACUGCCUCAGCUGUCUGCUCCAGGCCUCUAGAAAAGAUCCCAAUCCAGAUUUAUGGGUACAGAGAUUAAGGGAUUUACUACAAGCAGGGAUGGAAGAGAGGAGCUUUUUGACCCCUGUCUUGCUAUCCAGCACAUGCCAACAGCAACUGAAGCAUUUAUGCCAGAAGAUUAUGACCCAUACUAGCAGCAAUGCUAAUUUAGAAAGAAAAUUAAACUGGUUGGUUAAACUGGAAAAUCCUUGCUUGGUGUCAGCUGGUAACACUUUUCAGUCUGGGUCUCAGAUUAGGAAAAAAAGAAAAGCAUCUGAAGAAUCUCUGAGUCUUGAAGAGGAGAAUCGGAGGAAGAGGUCCCAACUGGAAAUUAAUUUGGAAACAGAAGUUUCUCAACCACAGCCUGAACUGCAGGAUGUUGGAACAGAAAGCACUAAGAAUGAACUCGCACUGGACACUUUUGGAAAGGAAGCUAUUCACUGCCUAAGCAGCGUCAGUCAGUUUUCUUUCAAAGAAGAUGAAGUAGAAAAGAGAAUUGUUGGCCAGAGUUCCAAGCAUGACACUGCAACAGAGGUUCCUGGUCAUAUGAAAAACCAUGUAUCAAAACUUAAAGAAUUGCUAGAGAUGCAGUUUGAUUGUUCCAAUGGAACUGCCCCUCCUGAGCUACAGAUUCUAAAUGAAUGUACUCCAGAUCAGCUAGAAGAUUUAUGUUCACUGCUCAAACUCUCAGAAUGCCCAGAGACUGAGCUUCUGCAGUUCUGCUGCUGGAUAGUAGCACUUUCACCUGAACUUGGCUACAAGAAGGCAGCAAUACUUGCUGAAAAACUUUUCUUACCUCGGGUUCUUUCACUGACUGAGACACCAUCCUGGCCUUUCACAACUGCCCUGAUGAUGUUCUGCUCGAAAUAUCCUCGCCCAAUCUGUUGCACUUUAAUUUCUUCUAUUGUGCAAGUUCCAGGGCAAGGCCUUGAACAAUUGAGAUUGGUAUGCAAGCUAAUUGAGGAGUGUUUGGAACCAGAAUGUAUGAGGCUGGUAUUCAGUCAUAUUAUAAAAGUGCCAUGGACAGAAGACCUUCUCACAGUUGUGCAUUCUUUGCUAGAAAGACAGGUAGAAUUGUCUAGUGAGCUCUUCAAUGCAUUGGUCCUUAAUCUUUGUCAGAUGGCUCAAACGUUUGAAAGUUCGGUACAUUAUGCAAAGCUGAUCCUGGCUCUGUUGACCAAAUAUCAAAAUGAUAUCACAUUGGGUCACCAGCACCAUUUAUCAUGUGCCCUGGACCUUAACAAAACCAUCUUAAAGAAAUCUCUUCAGGCUGCGUUAAAGAGAGUGACUUCCAGGUGAAAAAUGUAAGGAGGCUUUCUUACUCCUGCAAUGGCUCUGGAAUCAAAUAUGCCUUCGGACUCUGGGACACCUCUGCUUAUUCUUUUUAUCAAUUUGCUCAAUGCAACUCAUACUUGUUAAGUUAAAAUUUAAAUAUGUUCAAAAUAGGUUAUGGAUUGGUAUGAGUUACCUUGAGGUAUGUAGCCUAUACAUUUUAUAAAUACAUAAAUAAAAUUUCAU